Molecule: messenger RNA, 1262 nt
Organism: Emericellopsis atlantica
Lineage: Eukaryota; Fungi; Ascomycota; Sordariomycetes; Hypocreales; Bionectriaceae
Product: tetrapyrrole methylase
Exons: 3
Coding region: 180-1040 (286 amino acids)
Biological process (GO): protein histidyl modification to diphthamide
Molecular function (GO): diphthine synthase activity
Source: RefSeq, a predicted model, not a curated record
AUGAUGUUGCCCCAACUCUAUAGCAGGACGAGAUCCCCGACAUAGGCUGGGUCUGAGUUUCAGUGUUGGCAUCGGUUUUGGGAGGGAACCCCGCCGCGGGGCAUUUCUCAAAAUGUCGAUUGAAAGUUGCGACCAGCAUUUUUCCAGGCUCGUCGUCUACCAGCAACAUCACCACAAACAUGCUGUACCUUGUCGGGCUAGGUCUCUCUGACGAGACAGACAUCACAGUCAAGGGGCUGGAGGUGGUCAAGAAGGCCGCGAGGGUUUAUCUCGAAGCCUACACGAGCAUCCUUCUGGUCGACCAAGCCAAGUUGGAGGAAUACUAUGGGCGCUCGAUAACGAUUGCCGACCGCGAGAUGGUCGAGUCCAACAGCGACGAGAUCUUGCGCGAUGCAGCUACCGAGGACGUCGCAUUCUGCGUCGUUGGCGAUCCCUUUGGAGCUACCACACACACCGAUCUCGUCAUCCGCGCGCGCGAACUCGGCAUCCCCGUCGGCACCGUCCCCAACGCAUCGAUCAUGUCGGGCAUCGGCGCCUGCGGCCUCCAGCUGUACAAUUUCGGCCAGACCGUCUCCAUGGUCUUCUUCACAGACACCUGGAAGCCAUCCUCGUUCUACGACCGGAUAAAGGAGAAUCGGACCAUUGGCCUGCACACGCUGGUCCUGGUGGACAUCAAGGUGAAGGAGCAGAGCCUAGAGAACAUGGCCCGGGGCCGGCUGAUCUACGAGCCGCCCAGGUACAUGACGGUCGGCCAGUGUGCGCAGCAGAUGCUCGAGAUUGAAGAGGAGCGCAAGGAGGGCGUCUACAGCAAGGACAGCCUCGCCAUUGGGGCGGCGCGUGUAGGUGGGAAGACGGAGAAGUUCGUGGCCGGAACGUUGGAGGAGCUCUGUGCGCAGGACGAGGCGUUGGGACCCCCGUUGCAUAGCCUGGUUCUUCUCGGACGGAGAACGCACGAGCUCGAGCAUGACUUUGUGCGGGAGUUUGCCGUCGACAAGGAGAAGUGGACCUCUCUGUGGAAGGCUGAGUAUGACAGACAAUGAUAUCUUGUUUGGGGUUGGGCGCCAACGCCGAAGUUCAAAUGCCGGUCGCCCUUUGCCAAUACGUGCUUGGACGGAACUUUAUGGUCGAAUGAGGAGACGCCUGUACUGGCACACAUGCCUAUGCUGGCGGUUAAUAGGCAGCAGCUUCAUGUGUGAAUGCAGCGCGCGGACAUGAUGCCUUAAAGAUAGCUGGAGCCGGCUAGGCACGAAUGCGACACUUUG